Messenger RNA from Zophobas morio, 3378 nucleotides. RefSeq lists its product as uncharacterized. The coding region runs from base 1 to 3378 and encodes 1125 amino acids. NCBI's taxonomy places the organism in Eukaryota, Metazoa, Arthropoda, Insecta, Coleoptera, Tenebrionidae. The record is from RefSeq and is a predicted model, not a curated record. Gene Ontology annotation, biological process: proteolysis; DNA integration. The transcript is spliced from 2 exons. Gene Ontology annotation, molecular function: nucleic acid binding; aspartic-type endopeptidase activity; zinc ion binding.
AUGACGGUAAAUAAAAUUAUGCAAGCUGAGACGAUCAAAACAGAAAACCAAGAGCUCAGAGAGGGGGUGCAUAUAGGCGCUGUCAAGAACAAAAAGCCACAAAAGCAGAAAAGUAGUCGAGAACAAAGGAAUCGACCAGAAAAAAAGAAAAACAGAAACAAAUGUAUGCGCUGUGGUAAAGAACCAAGCCAUCCCAGAACAGAAUGUCCAGCCAACAACCAAAAAUGCAGAAAAUGUCGACUGAUUGGUCACUAUGGGUCUGAGUGCCGAACGAAACGAAUUAAUGAAAAUGUACAAGCAGAUCAAAGUAGCACUGACAACAGUGACUACGAGCUUUAUCGAGUUAUUAAGGUGGACAGAGUGCAGCGAUCCAGCCGGUUUCGCAUGACUCUCAACUGUGGUGAAAUAAAAUUAGUCUUUAAACUUGACACAGGGGCUGAGGAAUCGGUCAUAACCUCAAAAGACUAUGAAGAGAAAUUAAAAAAUCAUUACAGAUUGAAACCUACUCGAACAGUAUUAGCAGGUUUGGGCCAAAACAGAUGUCCCGUGCUGGGAAAAAUAAAAAUUCCCUUAGAAAUAGGUGGGAGACAAGAAGUCAUUAAAGCCUACGUCGCUGACACGAACGAAAACCUUCUGGGAGAACCAGCUUUGCUGAAACUACAGAUCGUACAGCGGUUGGGAAACGAGAUAAAAAUGAUCGAUCAAGUGAGGCUAGAAAAUAAGCGAUCAACCAAAGAAGAAAUUCUCGCAAAAUGGCCUGAAGUAUUCAAAGUUUCAUUCUCCAUUGCGACACCCAGGAGAAUACCCCUUCCGUUAGUGAAGCAAGUGGAAAAAGAAAUAAACAAAAUGGUGACACAAAAAGUGAUCGAACGUGUGGACAGUCCAACAGAGUGGUGUGCACCUAUGGUGGUAGCACAAAAGAAAAACGGUAAAGUACGUGUGUGUGCAGACUUUACGCAAUUAAAUCAGUUCGUGAGACGCGAACGGUAUCAGCUCCCAUCAGUGGACGAAACGCUUGCCAAAUUGAGGGAAGCCAAGUUAUUUUCGAAAUUAGAUUUCUCUUCCGGGUUUUGGCAACUGGAAAUUACACCGGAAUCACGAAAAUACACCGCGUUCAUAACACCUUUUGGAAGAUACAUGUAUCGAAGAAUACCUUUCGGUAUAACAUCGGCUCCAGAAAUAUUUCAAAAAACACUGUAUGGAAUAAUACAAGAACUUCAGUCUGACUGGAUACACGUGCAUGCUGACGAUAUUCUAGUCACGGGCAGAAACAGUCAAGAACACAAUGAAAAUUUGGACAAAGUGCUAACAGUAGUGAAGAAACACGGUUUAACGCUCAACAAAGACAAAUGUGAAUUCAACAAAUCAGAAACCUCUUACUUGGGAUAUGUUGUUGGAGCGGAAGGUAUCAAAAUUGACCCAAAAAGCAUAGCAGCUAUUCGUGACUAUCCAGCACCCAACAACCCAACAGAAGUCAAACGAUUUCUUGGUAUGGUAAAUUAUGUCGCGAAAUUUAUUAGCAAUGUUGCCGAGAAAACCAAGUAUCUACGAGAGACGAUAAAAAACAGCACGUCAUUUGUAUGGACAGAAAAACACGAGGAAGAAUUCCAGAAUUUAAAGGAAACUAUAGCAUCAGCUCCCGUAUUAGCUAAAUAUGACGUCGACAAACCAACACGAGUCGCAGCCGACGCCUCAGCAUUUGGAAUUGGAGCUGUGUUGGAACAACAGCUAAAUGACGACAACUGGAAACCAGUGUACUUUUGUUCCAAAACCUUAAGUGACGCGGAGCAACGGUAUGCUCAGAUCGAAAAAGAAGCACUCGCAGCCACGUGGGCAUGCGAACGGUUAGAGCAAUUUCUCAUAGGAUCGCGUUUUUUAGUGCUAACGGACCACAAACCGCUGUUAGUGAUAUUAACGACGAAAGAAAUUAAUAAACUCUCCAACCGAUUACAAAGACUAAGAAUGCGGUUGUUAAAGUUUAAUUAUGAUGUGCAAUACGUCCCGGGAAAAACAUUCCAUGUACCCGACGCGUUAUCUCGCGCACCUCUACACGAAGGCGUCCGCGACGGCGAUUCAGCGCUUAAGGACCAGGAAAUAUAUAUCAACGCAGUGUUGACAGAACUAUCAUCGAGUUCCUGCUCAGAAGAGGUGGUACGGAAACAUCAGGAGGAAGAUCAAGAAAUGCAACUAUUGAAGAAAUUUGUAGUAGAAACAUGGCCAGGAAAACCACCUACUGCCGUGACACCAUACUUUAAAUUUCGUAACGAAUUAAAAAUCCACAAUAACCUAAUCUGUUAUAGAGAUCGCUUAGUAAUUCCCAGGGCCCUCCGCAAGCAAUGUUUGCGAGUACUACACGAUGGACACCUGGGCACGCCCAAAUGUCUGGAAAAAGCGAAGACAACAGUUUGGUGGCCUGAAAUACGCCGACAUCUGAAGGAUAUGGUUGAAAACUGCGAGACUUGUAUCAAGCACCGCCAGCCUGUAGUCGAGCCGAUGAUCCCUUCCACAGUACCAUCCCGUCCGUGGAAAGUCCUAGGUGCGGACCUCGCCUACUACAAUGGAAAGAAUUACCUAGUGGUGCAGGACUAUUACUCGAAAUACCCUGAAAUUCGCAAGCUGAAAAAACUGACUAGCUUAGAAACAAUAGAAUAUCUCAAGGACAUAUUCUCGCACCAUGGAAUUCCGGAAGAAUUAAGAAGCGAUAACGGUAAACAGUUCGACAGCCUCGAGUUCAGAACUUUUGCCAAGGACUACGGAUUUCGAUGGGUGAGCAGCAGCCCGGAAUUCCAGCAGAGUAAUGGACAAGCAGAAAGUGCAGUCAAACUAUUGAAAACCAUCUUGAAGAAGAACGAGGAUCCAUUUCUGGGCAUGCUGGCCUACAGAAAUACUCCCUUAUCCUGCGGAGCCUCCCCAGCCCAGCUGUUGUUUGGCAGGCAGUUACGGGACAGGGUGCCAGCAAUAAGCAGAAGAUUGGUACCAAAGCUGCCAAACCAUCAAGCAAUUAGGAGAGAAAUGGAGGCAGAAAAACAACGACAAAAACAUCACUACGAUAGACGGCAUCGCACGAAAGAUAAUGCGGAGCUGAAGGCUGGUGAUCGAGUGUGGCUUAUUCAUCGAAAAGAAGAGGGAAUGGUGCAGACGCCAGAUGAAACACCAAGAUCAUACUGGGUAAAGACUCCUCAUGGCCAGGUCAGAAGAAACCGACAACACUUGCAAAAACUACCAGAGCUGGGUGAAAAUCCCCCAAGAAAUUCUGAGCCAGAGAUCAUGUCUUCACCAACCAACAAACAACCAAAAACGCCAACACCUCCCGUCUCUGCGAGACCAAACCGCACAAAAAAACCACCAGGCAGAUUUAAAGAUUUUGUGAUAAAUUAA